Molecule: messenger RNA, 6634 nt
Organism: Harpegnathos saltator (Jerdon's jumping ant)
Lineage: Eukaryota; Metazoa; Arthropoda; Insecta; Hymenoptera; Formicidae
Gene: anne
Product: polyamine-transporting ATPase anne boleyn
Exons: 10
Coding region: 149-4606 (1485 amino acids)
Biological process (GO): polyamine transmembrane transport; intracellular calcium ion homeostasis
Cellular component (GO): membrane
Molecular function (GO): polyamine transmembrane transporter activity; ATP binding; P-type transmembrane transporter activity
Source: RefSeq, a predicted model, not a curated record
CUCUCUCUCUCUCUCUCUCUCUCUCUCUCUCUCUCUCUCUCUCUCUCUCUCUCCCUCGUACGUGAGUUCUCUUCUUCAGUUCGCUCUUUGCCUUCCCACGUGUCUCGGUUGUUCCCUGUCUCGCGAGUAUUCCCCGGUAUUCGCGAGUAUGCAGCCCACGCCGAACAAACUGAACCUGAGCUUCGCCAGAAACGCUUACAGCGUCUUCGGUAGCCGCAACGCAGCUGCCGUGAACGAACAUCAGCGCGAGCAAAAGACAGAACUGCUCGAGGGCAACAAGGCCAACGGCCUCCUGCCGUGCUUGAAGAAUGGCGUGGACUACAUCAAUCCUGGUGAGGAAGAUCAAAUGGAGAUUUAUGGUUACAAGAGAAAUCGCGCGCGCGUCAUCAUUACCUGGUUCCUCAUCACCAUCACCGGAGGUUUCCUCAGGCUGGUCUUCCACUGGGUGCCGCAUUUCAUGCUUCUUGCCAUGCAUUCCAAGUGCUCGCUGGAGGAAGCGGAAACGGUCCUGCUGAUCGAGAGGUUCCAAGGGAAACACACGAGUUACUACGUGAAGAAACUCAAGGUCUUAACCGCUCGGGAAGUUGUGUCAGUAGUUUUCUUCCUCCGUGUGCGGUGGUGUGCGGACCCGACCGUUGACGAAGUCGUGAUACUCAUGAUCGUUUCACGUUGCAGCAACAAACCAUUCGACGGAGAAUCUCUAAUCGACCAUGAGCCAUGGGUGGAGAAUUCGAUCGCGGUGAAGGAGGAUGACGGAGAGGGUCCGAUGUUGUCUGUGCAUCUUUUCGGGGGUCAAUUUAAACAGGUGCCAUCCAUUAUCGUUUUCAACUGCAAGAAGCUCACCUACGUCUGGGACCCGGAGAGAUCGGAAUUCCUGAAGCUGCGCGGCCUCGAUGUCGACGUUCUGACGUCGUCGUUACAUCAGAUGCAAGGUCUCAGUUCCCAGGAACAGUACAUGAGGCGCAGCGUUUACGGCAACAACGAGAUCGUGAUUCCCGUGAAGAGCAUAUGCACGCUGCUCUGUCUCGAAGUGCUUAAUCCGUUCUAUGUCUUCCAAUUGUUCAGCUUCUGUCUGUGGAUCGCGGACGAUUAUUACUACUAUGCUGUAGUCAUCCUCAUAAUGUCGAGCGCCGGCGUCAUAAUGGCAGUCUUCCAGACGCGACGCAAUCAGCAAAAUUUGCGAUCGACGGUAUACUCGUCCGACGUCGCCACGGUUAUGAGGGAUCGAGUGACCGGUCAGACCGAGACGGUGCCUGCGGAACGUCUGGUGCCCGGUGACGUCCUGGUCAUCCCAUCUCAUGGGUGCCUAAUGCCGUGCGACGCUGUGUUGCUGACCGGCAACUGCAUCAUCAACGAGUCCAUGUUGACGGGCGAGUCAGUGCCCAUCACGAAGACGCCAGUUCCUUCCUCCAACGAUAUAAUAUACAAUGCCAAAGAACAUGCCAGACACACACUUUUCUGCGGCACUAGAGUCAUUCAAACGAGAUAUUACGGGAGCGAGAAGGUGUUGGCGUUGGUUAUCAGAACCGGCUUCAACACCAGCAAAGGCGGCCUGGUGAGAUCCAUCAUGUAUCCCCCACCAGUCGAUUUCAAGUUUGAGCGGGAUUCCUACAAGUUUGUCAUGAUGUUGGGAUGCAUAGCUGGCAUAGGUGUCAUUUGCACCAUCGUGACCAAAGUGAUGAGACACAUACCGUCUAGCCAUAUCGCUUUGGAAGCGUUGGAUCUUAUCACCAUCGUGGUGCCCCCUGCAUUGCCGGCUGCAAUGACCGUCGGACGUCUCGUGGCGCAACGUAGAUUAGAAAAGAAGAAGAUAUACUGCACGAGUCCCAGGACCAUCAACGUGUCGGGCUCCAUCGAUUGCAUUUGCUUCGAUAAGACUGGAACGCUCACCGAGGACGGUCUGGAUAUGUGGGGUGUGGUGACGGUUUCGGACAGGAAAUUCCAGUUGCCGGUGAAAGAUAUCGCUAGCUUGCCGCUAUCGGAGGCUCUCAUCGGGAUGGUUACGUGCCAUGGAAUUACUAUAAUCGAUAACCAACUGGCGGGGGAUCCUCUUGAUCUGAAGAUGUUCGAAUCGACUGGCUGGACGCUGGAAGAACCCGAUGUAUCCGACACGUCCAAGUUUUCGAUGCUUUUUCCAACUAUCGUCAGACCGGCGAAGGAUUCCAAGUUGCUGAAGAAACUGCCCAACGAUUUAUGCGAGACGCUCAGUCGACAAAACUCCAUGUCUUCCGACGUGGUCGACGGUAUAUCCCUGAACAACCUCGACGCUGCUUUCGUCGGUUCCGCCACGGAGCUGGGCGAGCAAGGAUUGGAGGUGGGCAUUGUGCGGCAGUUUCCCUUCACGUCGACCCUCCAGAGAAUGAGCGUGAUCACCAGGACAUUGGGGGCGAAUCACUACGACCUCUACUGCAAGGGCAGCCCGGAAAUGAUCCUCAGCCUUUCCAAAGCAGAGUCCGUUCCUCCAGAUUUCGCGGCAGUUCUACAAGAGUACACGUCCGAGGGUUACCGAGUGAUCGCUCUCGCGCAUAAAUCCUUGAAUCGUCUUCCAUACGCCAAGGUGCAACGCAUAAAUCGCGAGGCUGCCGAGAUCGACUUAACCUUCCUGGGAUUUGUAGUGAUGGAGAACCGACUGAAGGCCGAAACCUCGCCGGUAAUCGGAGCGUUGAAUGCUGCUUGUAUCAAGACGGUAAUGGUGACGGGCGACAAUAUGCUGACCGCCCUCUCAGUAGCUAGGGACUGCAAUAUCGUGAAGCCGGGCACACCGGUGGUCGUGGUCUCGACGAACCAAUACAAUCAGCUGAAGCCGCAGAUUUACUUUACGAAAAGCGACAGCCAGCCGUCGCCUACCUCGCCGAACGGCCAGCCCGACCUCAGCGAAAUGACCGAUCUCAACAGCGUGGUCAGUUUGGAAACCGUCGAAAGCGGCUCUUUCGCCAACACCAAGCUGGAGAACGACAUCGACUACCUCUCGAACGACGUACAAUAUUCCAAGAACAAGUACGUGUUUGCGCUGACGGGGAAGACGUGGGCAACAGUGAAGCAGCACUAUCCGGAACUGAUAGCCAAGUUAGUCACCCGCGGCGCGAUUUUCGCGAGAAUGUCACCUGACCAGAAGCAGCAGUUGGUUCAGGAGCUGCAGGCGUUGGGAUAUUACGUCGCCAUGGUGGGAGACGGUGCCAACGAUUGCGGUGCGUUGAAGGCGGCACACACCGGGAUCUCCUUGUCGGAUACGGAAUCUUCCGUCGCGUCACCCUUCACCAGUCGCGAGACCAACAUCUCCUGCGUGUUGACGGUAAUACGUCAAGGUCGGGCCGCGCUAGUCACGUCUUUCGGCAUCUUCAAGUACAUGGCCGGUUACUCGCUCACGCAGUUCAUCUCGGUGAUGAACCUCUACAGCAUCGACUCCAAUUUGACGGACGUGCAAUUCUUGUACAUCGAUCUCUUCAUCAUCUCUAUAUUCGCCUUCUUCUUCGGCCGGACCGAGGCUUACGAGGGACCGCUGGUGAAGACACCGCCGCUCAACAGCCUCGUCAGCACGUCGCCGAUAGUCAGCUUGGUCACGCAAAUCGUCAUAGUCGCUAUCUUCCAGUACAUGAGCUUCUGGCAUCUGCAGCAGAUGCCGUGGUUCGUCCCGUUCAACGCUACCGCGUUGGAGGAUAAGGACGACGUAGGCUGCCUGGAGAAUUACACGAUCUUCAUCGUCAGCUCCAUGCAGUACAUCAUCUUGGCUGUGGUGUUCUCGAAAGGACCGCCCUACAGGAAGUCGCUCUUCACCAACUACGGUCUGCUCACCUCCUUCGUGUGCCUCAGUCUCUUCUCUGUCUAUCUCGCGGUGUGUCCCUUCGACUGGCUGGCCAAAUGGUUCGAGCUCGUAACGCCCAGAGAUCUGGUCUUCCGCUUCUUCAUGGUCGGCUACGGUAUGGUGAACUUUAUGAUCGCGCUGUUGGUCGAGCGCUUCUUCAUCGAGUACCUCGUCUUCGGCAAGCUGCGCUACCGUUGGCACGACGUGGACAAGUCCCGGCGAAAAUUUCUGGCGAUCGAUCGCGACAUGGCGAACGACCUCAAGUGGCCGCCGAUCUCGCAGGAGCCACUACCGGAGAUCGCACCCAACGUGCCGAUCCGCCAGAACGUCACCGAGAUCAAGAUCGAGAAGAGGAUCGCCGAGCCGUGCCACCCCGCCGACACCAGUUUCAUGAACAGCUCGCCCGUUUGCGCCGGCUUCAAGCACUUUGGCUCCGCCCGCGAGGUCACCCUGAAUCCCAGAUCCCUCUUUGACCACUGCCGCAACACGGUAUCGAUGCAGACGGUGCCGUGCUUCGAGGACACGGACUCGUCCGUGCAGCCGAAGCAGUCGAACGAGGAGCCCGCGUCGUCGAAGCGAUGGCACAAUUCGGAAUCGGAGAAUGGCAUCAAUCGUUACGAGAAGCCCUACAUGAACCAACACAACACCAAUCCCAUCGCCACGCUACCGCGGAACCCGAACGCGACUCUCCAGCCGCAGAAACUUCAGAGGGACUUUAAGGAUGUUCUGGUGCACAAAAGCGACGAUCAAGUGUCGCCCGGCAAUACUCACAGCGUGCUCGAAUUAGACAUUCUGCCGUCCUGAGGAUUGAGAUAUUCGAAGGACCGCUCGAACGGUAGCUGAACGGCCUUGCACGAAGAACGCCGAUGAAUUCGGAGUAUUAUUAGAGAGAUUAUUUGGAAUCUCUCGCGUUCAACCGUUCGGACCGUCGCGACUGCGGAACGUCGGAGUGACGAUUAAUAAAGAUUUCGCAAGAAACUCGCUGGUAAAUUCCGACUUGAUUACUCGCGGACACCCAGACGUUGUAAUCUCGAUCAUCCCCCCCCUAUUUGUGAUAUCCAGGUUCACGAUGUAUUUCGUUCGAUCGACGUUUUAGUUUUAUCGUUGUAAAGAGCCAACUGAUCGUACCGCGUCGUCGAUCGGACGAUGCAUUCGAGUCGAUGCAUUUAGCCUGUCCGUCUGGUCGGUGGUCGGCUAAUUUCGACCAUUCAUUCAAGUCAGGAUUGGGAAGUAACGCGCGUUACACUUGUUAUCGUUUAACAAAUUACCUUCGUCGAGUAACGAGGAAAAUAUUGUGUGCGUGUGUGCGUGUGUGUGUAUGUGUUUCUUUCUUUUUUAUUAACAGCGGGAACGUUAACGCAAUUACAUUUCGAGCAACGCGAAAACGGGAAAACGGCAGCUUUCGUCGUUAUUUCAUUUCACAGAGUGCGAGACAAUUCUGGACUAACGAUAGCGGUAACACUCGUCACUUUUCGGUGAUGAAAAACAAAACUUUCCCAACCACAUUUCGCGUUAUAUAAAUGAUGUAAGAUAACAAGAAUAAGCCGAACCGUAGGACUAAAUUAAAGAUUUACCGGUAGAAAGUAGCUCUCACGUGUCGCUCUCACGUGUCCUUCCACGCUUGGAAGGAGUUAAUGUUUCGUAAAUUAGACAUUAAUCAAUUUCGCAGCCGGUCAGCCGUUCGGCUUAUUUUUUAACCACUGACUCAAGCCACGAUCCUCCUUCGUCCUCGUUCUCCUUCUCCUCGGGGCCCUCGUUGGUAUUUAUCAAAAGCGAUAUACGCUCGAGAGAAAGUAUUAUUGUUAUUUAUCUCUUAAGCACUCGUACUUCCGUACGAUCCAUAAUUCGCGACACGAGGACAUUUUCCCCUCCCCCCUCCCCCCCCCUCUCCCUGCCCCUCACGUGAUACGCCAGGCGCUGUGCAAUACAGAAAAUCUCUUCGGAUGUUCACUCGAUUCUGCCGUGAAUUACGGAUCGUCCGGAAUGGAUCUUACAAUUGCAGACGAGAACAACGGCACAUUUUUACACGAGCUCUCCGCCGUGAGAGAGAGAGAGAGAGAGAGAGAGAGAGAGAGAGAGAGAGAAUCUUUCGGAUGGAGCGCGGCGCGAAUUGUGUCUCAAUAAUAUACAUAGAUGUAUCAAUCUUCAUGUAGACGUUGUCACAUGUGAAGCUAGAGCGGAAGGAGAGGGAGAGAGUUUGCACGUCUUUUCUUCUCACUGCGGUCUUCGAACAAUACUUAAACAAACUCGCGCGUGUCCCUCGUUCUCACCUCCCACAUUAUUUAUUCAAUCAGAGCAAUAUUGACAUCAACUUUUCUCCCCUUCUUUCUCUUUUUCUGCUCAGGCCGUUACUCAUCGGGCAUUUUUAACUUUGUUUAUGCAUCCAUGUCCUUGCCCUUCGCUGCGUCCUGAGCCCUGAGUUUUAUUCGCGUUCAUUCGAGCAACAAGAUAGCGGCGAUAGCAGCAAUUGACUGGUCGCGGUCGUCUCCGCUACCGCUUCGUCUCGAGGAUUAUUCUGCUAGAAAUAGAAAUUAUUGAAUUAUCGGAUCAGAGGUGACAUGACGAUGCGAAGGAAUCGGUGGCUGCUGAGGGAGAGGGAAAAGCGUAUUACAUAUUGUAUUUAACAAUGUAAUCUAUAUCCCGAGUACUCUUGGAAAUGUUACAGUAAGAUACGCGAGAUGCGUAUUGUUAAAAGUAAUUAUCGAGAUGAACGUGUACUUACAGAAUGUAUGCAACGCAAAUAGAUACUUAACGGCGUCGCGAUCUAUUCGCGAUGCUAUAGCUUAUGUUGAGAAGUAGCGGUUGUCAAAUAAAACAUGUUUUUAAUGUAAA